This is a messenger RNA of Neopelma chrysocephalum (saffron-crested tyrant-manakin), 434 nucleotides long. It is a transcript of the gene CDIPT, whose product is annotated as CDP-diacylglycerol--inositol 3-phosphatidyltransferase. The annotation marks the transcript as partial. NCBI's taxonomy places the organism in Eukaryota, Metazoa, Chordata, Aves, Passeriformes, Pipridae. The record is from RefSeq and is a predicted model, not a curated record. The transcript has 3 exons.
UGUGGAAGGGGCGUGUCCGAGCGACUGACCACGCCCCUUUCUCCCCCCAAAAUAAGCUCCGCCCUCCAAGGGGCCUCCACCCACAAGGCCGUGGGGGGGGAGGGGCACCCCCUGCUCCGGCGCUACUACGAGUCCAGGCCCCUCCUGUUCCUGCUCUGCGCCGGCAACGAGGGGUUUUAUUGCUGCCUCUACCUGCUCAGCUUCGGGGAGGGACCCCCAGUGUUCCCGGGAGGCCCCGGCCUGGCCCGGGUCGGUCUCUGGCUCUCGGCCCCUUUGGCCGCUCUGAAGGUGCUGCUGAACCUGCUGCAGUUGGGCGGGGCCCUGAGGGGCGUGGCCGCCCUGGACGAGGCCGAGAGGGCCAAGAGGGGCUGAGGGACCCCCCCCCAAAACCCCCUCCCCCCACCCCCACCCCAAAAACACCCCAAAAUCCCCCC